AUGGCGGCGCUGGGCCCGGUGUGGGGCCGCAGUUUUUCCCUGCUCCAGCGCCCCUUCCCGCUCCUCGCGAACCGCCCGGAGCUCCUGCCCGGCCGCCCCCCCGCCCUCUGCUGCCCGCCGGGGGCUCCCUGGACCUUCCAGCAGCUCCGCGGCAAAGCCCGAGGCAACGAGUACCAGCCCAACAACUGGAAGCGCAAGAAGACGCACGGCUGGACCCGCAGGAUCAGCACCCGCGGCGGCAUCUCCAUCAUCCUGCGGAGGAUGCUCAAGGGCAGGAAGUCCCUGAGCCACUGAGGGAUUCCUGCUGGGAAUUUGAGAU
Empidonax traillii (willow flycatcher) is the source of this 319-nucleotide messenger RNA. RefSeq names its product mitochondrial ribosomal protein L34 (gene MRPL34). The record is from RefSeq and is a predicted model, not a curated record. Gene Ontology annotation, cellular component: ribosome; mitochondrial large ribosomal subunit. NCBI's taxonomy places the organism in Eukaryota, Metazoa, Chordata, Aves, Passeriformes, Tyrannidae. Gene Ontology annotation, molecular function: structural constituent of ribosome. The coding region runs from base 1 to 294 and encodes 97 amino acids. Gene Ontology annotation, biological process: translation. The transcript has 2 exons.